GUGGCGGGCCGCUGGCGCGCAGAAUCGCGCGGGCGAGACAGGUGCCAAGUGAAUCGUCCGUCUCGUGGCUGUGCGGCGAUGCCGCGGCUCCGCAAGCUCCGUAGCUUGCCGGUCCUGCCGCUCGCUUAUCUCUUCUCCAGCGCCCAGGUCUCGGCAAAGCUCUGCGAUGGAGGUCACGUGUGCAGCUUCCCCAAGGAGUGUUGCAGCCUCGGCUGUUGCAGCUACUCAGCGUUUCCCCAGAUUGGCAGUUCCGCCGUGAGCAUGUUCAAGUUCGUCUUCUUCUACUAUUGGUACUUGUGGAUCGCGGUGCUGGCGGGUCUGCUGAUAUCGUGCGGCUGCGCCUGCUGGCUGUGUCGCAGGCGACAGGCGUACAUGAUGGAGGAGGGCACCAUCUCCGAUCGCGCCUCCACGGGCUCGUGCUACCUGCCACCGCACUACAGCCGCUGCAGCUCCGUCGGGCAGGCAAUGCCGCCACCCUACAAUGAGGUGACAGCCAAGCCCGACCUGUAUCCACUGGUGAUCGGUUACGACGAUGGCUUCGGCAAAGGCGCCUCGGGUCUGGUGAUGCGUUACUUCAGGACGCUGUCGCACGCGAGCACUCUGGACUCGUUGAGCUCGAGCUUCAUGUGCAACGUGGUCAACGAUGCCAACACCAUCAUCCCGCCGCCUUACUCCUGCAACAACAGCAUUGACGAACUGUCGACUGCCGGCACUGGUGGCGGCAGCACGUUGGGCGAAGCCGUGGGUGGAGCACGCGAGCGACCAACGAACUUCGGCGAAGGUUCCCUCGGUUCGCUGGCGAAUCAUCGCACCACCUCGGACGUAUCCAGUCUCGCGGCUCAGUCGCCGCUGUCGCCGCCUAGAGCGACCAGCCCAACGAUAGAGCUUCGCGAGCUCCUGGACAAGAUCCAACAGCUGCCGGACCUGCCGCCCGCUCAGCAGAACCGACCGCAAGCUCUGUUCUCUUUGGGCCUGAGUCAGCGCUCGAGUAGUCCGUCGACCGACGAACCGCCGACGCAGCAGUCGGCCAACAGUGCCCGGACGAAGCGCACGCGUGGCAAGACCUACAUCUCGGUGGGAGCGGGUCUGCCGACGCGCAACACGCGGUCGUGGCUGUCGCGCUCGGCGCCCACCACGCCGUCGGGAACCAGCGGCCCCUCGACGUUCCACCACUUGCACCACCAGUACCACCAGUAUCAUCGGGACAGCGACGCGGCCAACAGGCAGCAAGCUGUGCCGCUGCUGCUGGCCGAGCAGGAUGAGAACGCGCCAGAAAUUGUCUGAGGGUUCUGUGUCGUUUGGGCUAGACGCGGUUACGAGCGAUGAGCGACGCCGUCGCCGUAUGCUGCUGUCUGCCUCGCUCCCCGAGCUCGCGUCUAGCGCGCGACAUUCAGCCCGCGCAUGAUUGCGAUAUCUGACCACCGGCGUUGCCGAGGAGGCUUCGCUCGUCGAUCCAUGCCGGCAUAUCGAUCACUUCCGCUUUGUGAAUUUUCAGUUCGCACAGCAAUUUCAUGCUUCGCGACAGUCCGUGUAUGCGUGCUCUCGACCACGAUUCUUCUCCAUGGACAGGCCGGCGCGGUAGUGUGGAUUGUCCUCGGGCGCAAUGCCGACAAAUACCUCGCUGGAUUUAGUCCCUCGAGUGUGAGAUUGAGUGUGUUGUUCAGUCUCCCCACAGCCAACUGUAGAUUUUUACGAGGACUUCUUUUUUUUCUUUUUUUUUUUAAUAUCGACAAGUCAUUGCUGUACGCUCGCCGCGUCCAUCCGAUGACGAACGGGCCGAUUGUUCUUUAGCUUUCGGCACCAAGGUACACAAAGCACGUUUCGUUUGCGCGUAGUUUUAAGAGGACGUAUUACAAAAAUGCCGAAUUCCGUAGCAAUCGCAGUCCCAUUGGAAGGCUGCUGCCGAACCACUGGAACGCGCGGUCAAACAUGAAAUUGCGUCAUAGGUAGUCGAUUAAUUUGAGCACAACGCGUUCACACGGGGAAAAGAAAUAUAUUUCUAACGAGAGAGUGAGAUAUUUUUCGCGCGACAGCUAGACAAAGGAUCAUUCGUGUUUCGAUAAAACGACGACGCGAGCAGUAAACGCAAAAGAUUCAACCGAGGUCUCUCGCGAAUACCGCCAACAUAAGCGGGUCGUCGCACAAGUGUACAUAAUAAUGACUCGUAGGCAAAACGAAGUGUUUGUUCGAUUAUUGGGUUAUUGGGUUAUUCGGCAAAAAGAAGCAGCGCAUAUCUAAUUGUGAAUUACCCAUGCGAGUAAGUCGAGCAUAUUGGCGUCGUUGAUAAAAAAUAAACUGAGGAACAACGAACGAUAGGCUUCAUCAUAUAUCUACCGGAGCAUCGAACAAAAACGCUUGAUCACCUUAUGUUUUUUUAUUUCCUGUCGAAGACUCUGAAACUGUUGCUUUUAUGUAACUCCGUUGUAUUUGCGACGACAACGAUGAUCGUGGCGUGAUUGUGCGAUUGGAUUCGUCUCGUUUUUCGCGCGUAAAAACCAAGAUUUUUACAUAAUAUCUUCUUCCCUAUUCAGCUACAUUUCAAGUCUGUAUUGAAUUGUUAAUCCGACUAUGUAACUUGUCUGCGUUCGUUGAAAAACAGUUCGCGCUAUGCCGACAUAUGUAUUGAUCCACGUCAUUUUCUAUCCGCGUUAUUUACUCUAAUUGUUGUUCGGAGAAAUGCACUGGUCCAUAGUGACAAUUAGCGAAAGCUUGGUGGAUCAGUUCAUUAUCGAAUGUGAGUUCUUCACGCAUUUCAACGAGAUACUGGACCAGAGUGUUUUUCUGCUUUUAUUCGAUAAGAGCAGCGCAAUAAGCGAUAUUCUGUCACGUGGAAACAAAUGUUCGGUAGAAAAAAAAAUUGUUCAUAUAAUCGUAUAGGAUAUAAGCGUAACGAGGUGGAGUUGAUUGCUCGAAUAUAUCACUUUUUAAAAUGCACAGACACAAAGACACAUCCACACUACUGCAGAUUCACCCAAUAUGCCGUAACUGAUGUAUACUCGAUAAGCCGUCGACAAACUAGCGCAAGAACCCUAAUAAUAAACGUUGCGACAGAACUCUUUUGCGCGAGGUUCGGAAACAAAAACAAAAUAACGGUCCAUCCAUUGAGCAGCCACCCAGCCGUUCGAGGACAAAUAAACUUAUAGAUUUCUAGUCGUAUACAAAAGAAGAGGGGGACGACAAAUAGUAGAGGCAGGAAACAAAGGAAACUAGGUUUUUAAACAAAAUGAAAAAGUGAGCAUGCGUGACAUGCCGAUCAAAAGUCACGUCGCGGCGAUUUUAAAACGUGGGCAAAGCAAUUUUUAAUAGUCGAGCAUCAUCGCGCGAGAUGUGAGUAAUGAAAAGGCGAUAGGCGACGCGCGCGCGCCAACCCCACGCGUUUUUGCAGGUUUAGUAUUUGUAUAAUUAAUCCGCACUGCAAAUGAUGAAGCGAACGCACGCUAGAAAAUCCGAGAAGCGUUCGGUACGAUGUGCGAGCAAGGGCAUCGCCCGUGAAAUAGUCAGCAGCAUUUUAUUGUGACAUUUCCUUUGCGUUGUCGGUGCAAUAGUCGUUAGUCGAGAGCUCUUGUGCUGCGAUUCCAUUGGAUUUUAAAACGAACCAGCUGACGAUUGAUUGGGCCUAGUACAUCAUUUUUGUGUGUCUUUUUUUCAUUUAUUUGCCUCCAUAGAGUGUAAGUUUUUUGUCGCAAUAACUGAGUUUAUUUUAAUGGUUACACUGUUUUUUAUGAAAUAGCUCAACUUAGUGACAGUACUAUAAGCAAUUUAUUGUACACUCGAUGCACGAAAGAAGUAGCGCACAAGAAUUUUUAUUCAGGCCGGCGUACUCGUUUUAAAGUUCAAAUGAACUUGAAACUUUCGUUGGAAAAACAAUCGAAUCGCAUUGAGCUUUGAUAAUAAACAGAAUAACAGAAUAAAAAAAAUGAAAAAGAAAACACGAUUAAUACAUAAUUGUUGAAAGAUGCAGAAUUCAAGAUUCAUGGUACUACGCACGUCAUCGUGUACUAGCAUGUAUUUUUUUAUAACACGAGUAAAAAAAUGAAUAAAA
Molecule: messenger RNA, 4042 nt
Organism: Phymastichus coffea
Lineage: Eukaryota; Metazoa; Arthropoda; Insecta; Hymenoptera; Eulophidae
Exons: 7
Coding region: 79-1284 (401 amino acids)
Cellular component (GO): cytoplasmic vesicle membrane
Source: RefSeq, a predicted model, not a curated record